Molecule: messenger RNA, 1539 nt
Organism: Peniophora sp. CBMAI 1063
Lineage: Eukaryota; Fungi; Basidiomycota; Agaricomycetes; Russulales; Peniophoraceae
Source: the annotation of a GenBank genome assembly
AUGGUCGCCCCUUCAGUUUCGUCCGCGCAGGCCGCGAUGGUUGGCAAGUUCAUCGACAACGGCUCUCUCCGUCUCCUCGACAUCAUCGGCUGCGGCGGCUUCGGCGCCGUCUUCCGCGCAUUCGAGCCUCAAGUCCAGUCCACCGACAACAAGCUCUACGCCGUCAAGGUCGUCGCGAAGAAGAAAGAGGGCAGCGGCCGCCUGUCGCAGCUUCGGGAGCUCGCCUUUCACAUGGAGGUCGCGUUUCACCCGCACAUCGUCUCGUUCCACCGCGCGUUCUCCGACUCUGAGUACCGGUACAUCGUCCUGGACAACGUCUCUGGCGGCGACUUGUUCUCCGCUAUCACCGAGAAGGCGAUCUAUCUCUGCGAGGAAGAACUGACGAAGAUGGUGUUCUUGCAGCUCAUCGACGCUCUGGCGUUCUGUCACGCGAAGGGCAUCUUUCACCGCGACAUAAAGCCUGAGAAUGUCUUAGUCUCUGCCGACGGCCGACACUGGUAUCUCUCGGACUUUGGGCUGGCGACGGAUAGCGAGCGGAGUGCAUCGUUCAAGAUGGGGAGUAAAGGGUACAUGAGUCCUGAGGUCAUCAACGCAAACAAACAAGUCAAGUUCUACUGCCCGCGCUUGAACGACAUCUGGGCUCUAGGCGCAGUCUUCAUCAACGUUCUCGCAUCCUGCGGCCUGUGGGAAGAAGCCGUCAUGACCGACUAUCACUACAACUUCUACCUCCGUAACCGGGACUACAUUCACUACGCCCUACCCGUCACCAAAUCCGCAAGUAGCGUCAUCCGUCGUAUCCUCGAGCCUAUCCCCGAACAGCGCAUCUCACUUGAAGACUUGCGCGUCGCGAUCGCGGAGGUCGAUAGAUUCUAUCCCUCCGUAUCAGAGUUGCGGCGCGCAGAGCCGAGCGUGAUUGCCAUCUCCGACAAGUACAUUGCCAUACGCGUCAAGGCGCUCGAGGCGCAGUUCGACAGGCGAUACGCUGCGGAGCGCUCGUUGGGCCAUGUCAAGGACGGUUACUUCGAGGAGGACGCGUCUUUGGUGUAUCUGGCUACUCCUUCUGGCACGACUGCCGCUGCUUCGCCACCGGCCGACAUCGAUGCCUCUCAGAGGAUGCGUGUGGGUCUGUGUGCCGCCGCCGCAGACGUUAUGGCUACACGAGAGCAGGACGCAUACGUGAAUGAUCGACCCCCGACGGGUCUCAACCCUAGCCCUGCUCCUCCUUCUCCCCCAGCGGCACCCCCAAACGCGCCCUUCCCUACGCCACCGAUCACGCCGCCGACCACCGCCCCGAUGCCAGCGCUCUCUCCAGACUUUCAGCCCGCCGCGGCGCCGUCCGUGGGCCAUUCCGACGGCCCGGAGACGCCCGAGACCCAUGCCGUGCAAAAUGCCAACCUAGCGCCCGGCGCGCGCUCUUUCGAGGAGCUUGUUCUCGCUUUGUCUGGAAACCAGUACCGCGCGGAGGGAUGCUCGACGCAUACGAAGGCCGUCGCUAUCCCUGCCCCGCGCGCCUCGCGCUAUGCGGAGGCACAGCAUUGA